Oncorhynchus nerka (sockeye salmon) is the source of this 3350-nucleotide messenger RNA. RefSeq names its product centriolar and ciliogenesis-associated protein HYLS1-like. Lineage: Eukaryota; Metazoa; Chordata; Actinopteri; Salmoniformes; Salmonidae. Gene Ontology annotation, cellular component: centriole; non-motile cilium. The record is from RefSeq and is a predicted model, not a curated record. The transcript has 12 exons. Gene Ontology annotation, biological process: cilium assembly. The coding region runs from base 176 to 1270 and encodes 364 amino acids.
AGAAAGGGCGUCGUUUUUAAAGCACGUCGUUUUUUUCGAACAACGGCUGUGUUGUUGUCUUGGUACUGAAAAUACAAGCAGUAACUAGCCAACUGUUUCAGUUCAAUAAUUGUGUUGCAAAAUAGACAUGACUAACGUUACGCAUUUAUACUAAGAAGCUCACACUGUACAGGAAAUGGAAAGGUUGGAUUUCUCAGAAGAUGAAAUACAACACCAAUUGGAGGCACUUGGUUACAACAACAUACCAAGACACAGACUACACGAAUUCAAAAGAGAUCUAGAUGAACUGAUCCGACAUGAAAAAUCUAAGAGCCACUCAUCCAGUGAAUUGAACUCUACAAGAUCUCAAAGCACCAUCUUCAAAAGUCCUCCUGCAGUCACCAAGGUUAAAGUACAUCAGGAUAACACCGCAGCCUUCAGAAAUGUGUUUGCGCAGGCUGGUCCAUCACACCAUGAAAGACGGGUGCUAACCUCCACAUACAGCAGAGAUAACAGUAACUAUGAUGCCAGACAGGAGUAUGACUCCUACACUCAGCACUCUGUUGCCCCCAAGUACCAGCGCCCCUCAACAGCCCCUAAUAGGCUGGAAGUGGAUCCAGACCUAACUGACCUCCAGCAGUUAUCGUUCGCUGCCAGUCAGUCGUCUACACCAGACCGAGACACAGGAGCGCAUGGGAGACCCUUUAUCAAGAGGAAAGUCCUUAGGAAACAUCAAGGCCAAGUUCACGUCUGCGAUGAAUCAACACAUAGUGAAGAUUCAGGUGCAGUGAGUGGGCUGGGGGAGCGUCUGGGAGGGAUUCAUGUGUCCAUGUCCACCCACCAGGAGUCGGAGCUGGAGAGUGAGGAUGCAGGCAGUCUGAGUGACAGGUCUGAAUCAGACUGUCUCCCAAGUGCCUUCAAAGCUUACAUCAGAGGCAUGGCCAGAUCUCAGAGCGAGAGUGACAUCAGACCCCGGCCCAAGUCGUUUAUCCGCCCAGUGAUGGAUCACCCUCACACCAGAAGCCUGAAGAAGACAGACCCAGUGGCAAAGUAUUUCCAGUACAAGCAGGACUGGGAAAUGUUCAAGGCGCCAGGAGAGAAGGAUAGGAAAGCACUGCACUGGGAAAUCAGGGAACAGCUUGCGUACCAACCUCUACCACCAAAGCCUCGAAGAGUAUUUGUGCCCAACACCUACGUGGUGCCUACAGAGAAGAAACGCUCCGCCCUGAGAUGGGAAAUACGACAUGACUUGGCCAAUGGACUCCUACCGCCAAACAACUAUCGACUCUAGGGCUUAUGUACUUUACGCCUUAAAUAGGCUCUCUUUUAAUCACCAGUUUGCAUAUAUUUUAUCAUUGACAUUCAUUUAAUUCACAAGUUUUUAUUGAACAUAUUAAAAGGCAUGACAAACAUUUGUACCAUUGAAUAUGUUACACAACGGUAUUCCUUCACCCAGUGCCUUCAAGGCAGGUCAGUGUAGGGGAGUUUGAAGGGGUACAGCGGUGUGAAGCGUUCGUUGUGCCAAAGCAGCUUGUUUUCCAGAAACUUCACUGCUUCCAGGGUGAGGACCAAGACCUCGUGUUUUAGCAUGCUAUGAACGUUCAGGCCUGUAGAAGAAAAGUCAUCAGGAAACAUUUUAACUUUACAUUAAUUAAUUUGCCCUCGCCUGUGUAGUAACAGUAAAUACAGUUUGCAUGGUACUAUGUAACAAUGUUGACCUGCAUAGGUCAAUUAUACACUGUGUACAAAACAUUAAGAACACUUUAAUAGAGUUACGCGUGUGCCCCCCCCCCCCCCAAUUUUUCUAAAUCAGUGUCAACUUACCUAUGGCUGGAAUGACAUUCACAGUCUUCAAACUCUCAGUGGCCUGAAGGAUGUUCUCAGGAAGCUCUUCGCCCCUGUAAAAUAUCGAAGACUCAAAUCUUCAGCUAGGAUGUCCACAGAACUGAGUUUUUUUGUUUGUUCACUGUUGAUACUUACGCAUCCACUAUCAAAACAGACUCCCCCCAGUGUCGGUAUCUGAUGAGGUCCAUGAGGUACUGUGGGUCAGGUGUGGGGAUGUUUAGAGUGUCAACCACAUGGAGAUAAUCCUGAAAAACACCCAACAUCAAUACAGUAGGAAUGUAGAUGGCAUAAUUGAAAAGCAUUCAUUACAAGAGAGGACGUUUUUAAAAUGCGAAUGUACUUGUGAAAAGUGUUUUCACAAAUAUAAUGGUACAUACCUGGGCCAGUUUGGAGCUGAGGGCAAUUUUUAGUCCUUGAACACGUACUUUCAUGGGCAACAUGUAGUAAAAACUAGUUGGUCCUCUGGGUCCAUGAGAAACACCACCUGCAAAACAGAGAUUAUGUCAUUCUAAUUGUUUUAAAUCUCUCCAAUCACUUUGGCUCUUAGCUGGGACUGUUCCUUCUUUUGGGCUGACUGAUAUUUAGAUGACAGAUUUGUCUAUGUUCAUUCUUGGAACUGGCAUCUGAAAAUGUAAUGUUUGCUUUGUCACUGUGCGUUGAACUGCUGUCCUCCACUUAUCACAAUACUACAGACUUGGCCCAUACAGACGGAGACCCUCACCUCCUCUCCAUAUAGGCGACCUAAUGCUUCCAUGUCGUGCUUUGCCACUUCCCUUCUGUCUCCAGGGUUUCCUUCCUCCACCGCUCACCUCCGAUCUGACCUUAGUGUGGGCAUGGCUCUAAGGGAGACUUUCAGUUAUUAUAGUAGGAGCUCUAUUCAUAAGUACAGAGUAGAGGUCGGCGAUUAAUCAGAAUGGCCGAUUAAUUAGGGCCGAUUUCAACUUUUCAUAACAAUCGGAAAUCUGUAUUUUUGGGCGCCGAUUUGCCGAAUUCUUUUUCCUUCCAUAUACCUUUAUUUAACUAGGCAAGUCGGUUAAGAACACAUUCUUAUUUUCAAUGACGGCCUAGGAACGGUGGGUUAACUGCCUUGUUCAGGGGCAGAACGACAGAUUUUCACCUCGUCCGCUCGGGGAUCCAAUCUUGCAACCUUACAGUUAACUAGUUGUUAGAGGAAAUUGUGGUUGAGAUGAUUAAUUAUGUAUACAUUAUUGAUUAGAACCAUUUAUUCUAAUACUAUUAUGUUAUGGUAUGAAAAGUAAAAGUUAUUGGUUAAGCUGUUACUGAAAAUGUAAGCAGAACGAAUUAAUUGUCUGUGCCUCUUGGAUGGUUAAAGGGGGAGCGAUGCUAUGGCUUUUCAGACAGAUAAGAAAUGUCUGGGAGAUGUUCCAGACCUAAUAAACAAUGGGCUCUUGUGAGAAUCGGAGAGAGGGCGGGAAACUGAUGAUGUCAUGUUCAGUUUAUAACCUGUGGAAAAAUGUGUAUGCUUCAGUACUCUCUGGAAUUAAACGCUCUUACCUGGCUUUUAA